Pygocentrus nattereri (red-bellied piranha) is the source of this 1806-nucleotide messenger RNA. RefSeq names its product ankyrin repeat domain 39 (gene ankrd39). Gene Ontology annotation, molecular function: protein binding. The coding region runs from base 700 to 1245 and encodes 181 amino acids. The record is from RefSeq and is a predicted model, not a curated record. NCBI's taxonomy places the organism in Eukaryota, Metazoa, Chordata, Actinopteri, Characiformes, Serrasalmidae. The transcript has 6 exons.
UGAAAUCCCAUAUUUUAUUUUGGAAAGCCGUAGCUUGUCCACUCUGAAUGGGUUUGUUUAUUCCUGUCAGAUGUCAGGUUUCAAGCUUAACCCUCGGUCGGUAUUGUCCAGCCGGUGAAAUGACCGCUUUCAUCUCCGUAUCGUCCAGCUCGCUGUCCUUACUGAGCGCAUUGGCGUUGUGCUCGAUAUUUCAGUAAUAGGAGCAGGGUGACGCCUUGACCUGCUGCUGAGUCAACAUCUCGCUGGACAUCAUGGUCAGGACCCCCACAGAGUAGGAAUUAUUUGGGUCAUUCUCAGUUCCGCAGUGACACUGACGUGGUGGCGUGUUAGUGUGUGUUGUGCUGGUCUGAGUGGAUCAGACAGUGCUGCUGGAGGAUUUAAACCCCUCAGGGUCACUGCUGGUCUGAGAACAGUCCACCGACUAAAAAUAUCCAGUCAACAGCGUCCUGUGGCCAGUGUCCUGUGACCACUGAUGAAAGACUAGAGGAUGACCAGCACAAACUGUGCAGCAGCAGAUGAGCUGUCGUCUCUGACUUCACAUCUACAAGGUGGACGGACAAGUAACAGCAAGUGUGGACUGCAGAGAACUGUUGGGCGAUCAUCGGCCGAUGCCAUUGCGUCUACGGUUGGCGAGGAAACUAGCUGGGUUCUGCGUGUAUGCUGCUGUUUGGUGGAUAGCACUAUAUUCUUAACCUCUGCAUGGAUUCCCAUGGCAAGCAGUGCUCCUGCAAUGCCCACCAUUCGACCCCAAGUGUCCAUCAGACCCUUGACGAGAUGGACUUUGAGAGAGGAAUAUGGUCAGCAGCUAUGGACGGUGACUUGGAGAGGGUCAGGUCCUUGUUAAGAAAGGGAACUGAUCCAAAUAUCAAAGACCAAGCCAGCUACACUGCUUUGCACUACUCCAGUCGAGCAGGUCACAGGUCAGUGUGUGAGCUGCUCCUGGACCACGGGACCUGUGCUAACUCCCAAACCCGCGGUGGGGCCACUUCCCUGCAUAGAGCGGCUUACUGUGGCCACCUUGCCAUCGUACAGCUGCUGCUGACCCAUGGAGCUGACCCCCAACUAACUGAUGAUGAUGGAUCAACGCCGCUGCAUAAGGCAGCUGAGCGGGGCCACCUGGAGGUGUGUGAGUUGUUGCUGAGCACCUGUCCCAUCUUGAGAACUGUGAAGGAUAGAAGAUUACGCUUACCUGUUGAUCUUUGUCCAGAAAACAGUGCUUUACUGGAGUUGCUAAACGCUCAGUGACCUGUUCUGCUUGCCAAAAAGAGAGACUUUGAGGAGGUGGAGGAGGAGAAGGAGUUUUAAGCAAACUGUAGAACUCAAGCUUCUGUUCACUCAAGGGAGUAAAUUUUUACACCUCUGUAGGGUUUUGACUGAAUAUCCUGCUUAUAAUAAUAAUUGGGAAAGAGCUUUGUAUUGAAACAUGUUUUCCAGAAACUCUAUAAAACUAUACUCUUUGGAUGGUGAAGAAAGACCCACAAAAGUCCAUUGACUGGAUAUGAAUUUUUUGUGCAUGUGGCUAUACCUACAUGAAGCUGCCAGCAGGUGAUGCCACUGACCACUCUUUGCUCUUGUGAAGUUCUGAGUAUGCUGUGUUUUCUGAUACAGUUUCCUGACCGUUAAUCGACUUGUGUACAUUUCUGUAUACAUGCCGUACAGCUUGCUCUGGAGAUACCAAACCUAAUUUAAGCCAUUAGGAACAAAAUGAUCAUGAUUUACUUGAAACUUUUCUGCAUAUUUCUAACAUCUGACUGGAAGAGAGGAAUGGCAUCUCCAUACUCAAUAUAUUUUCUAAGAUAUACUGCA